This is a messenger RNA of Clunio marinus, 219 nucleotides long. The record is from the annotation of a GenBank genome assembly. Lineage: Eukaryota; Metazoa; Arthropoda; Insecta; Diptera; Chironomidae.
AUGAAGACGAAGAAGGAAAAAAUUACAUUGCACUUUUUAUUCGAGACUUCCUUCAGCCUCGUUUUCGUUGUGUUUGCUUUAAAUUACAUUUUUCUUCCUUCUGUUGAUUUUUCCACCUUACAGAGUAAUCUUGUUGAAGCAAAAUUAACAAUGUCUUGUUUAUUCAGGACGGUUGCAUUCAAAAUUUUGAUAAGAGACAGCGUUGAUGUUUUUAAUUAA